AGGCAACACGCGCGGGCGUGGCGCGACGUGGUUUGCGUCGUGGCGUGAGCUUGCGCGCGCGCAGGGGCGAGAAGUCUCCUGCCGGGUCCGCCUAGGCGAGGGCUGGGCUAAGAUGGCGGCGCCCGUCCUCCUGCGAGUCUCGGUGCCGCGCUGGGAGCGGGUGGCCCGCUAUGCCGUGUGCCUGGCCGGCAUCGCCCUCUCGCUCUACGCCUGCCACCUGGAGCGUGAGAAGGGCCGCGACCUCCACUACCGGGCCCUCUGCGACCUUAGCGACCGCGUCCGCUGCUCCGCCGCCAUCGCCUCCAGAUGGGGUCGAGGUUUUGGCCUGCUGGGUUCCAUUUUUGGAAAAGACAGUGCAAUAAAUCAACCGAACAGCGUCUUCGGUCUUGUGUUCUAUGUUCUACAAAUGUUACUUGGUAUGACGGCAAGUGCGGUAGCGGCGCUAGUCCUCAUGAUGUCUUCCAUAGUGUCGGUAAUAGGAUCCUUGUACCUGGCCUACAUUCUGUACUUUGUCCUGAAGGAAUUCUGCAUUAUCUGCGUUGUCACGUACUUGCUGAACUUCAUUCUCUUUAUCAUCAACUACAAACGACUAGUUUACUUGAACGAAGCCUGGAAGCGGCAACUCCCGCCCAAACAGGAUUAACCCCACACCCCCCAUGAAAACUUUUUGACUGACAGUCUGAAGACCCGACUUCCGUUUCGAGUUUAUUUCACAGUAAAAGAAGGUUUUUGUUGUUGUUAUUUUUCUUCUCCAUAUCAGAUGCUUUACCCCAAGGAUCGUCACUGGUUUAAUGACAGUGAAUGGAAAAGAACCGGGCUCCGUGGUAACUUCUGUCCAAUGAAUUCAAGGUGGCACCGGUGGAAGUCCUAACCCAAUCAAAGACCAGCUUUAACUCUACGCUGAAGGAGUUCUUAGCUGCAGAUUCGUUGCACCCACCUAAUCUGUCCUCCUCCCCCAAUAUUUCAGGUUGGUAACACUUGCUAGGAAGCCCCUGCAUUCUAUGUGUCAAUUCAGUUUUGGGAGUCUUUAACAGAAGAUCAUGAUAACUUUAUUCUAGACUUUAGAGGUACCGUACGGAAAUGUUGCUGUUUACAUUAUGUGUAUUUGUAGCUAAGGGGGUUUCACUUAGAAGACUCACUGCAACAUUGUACAUAAGGCUCAGAAGCGCUGGGCAGCGUCCGUGUGAAACCAGAAGCUUAUCACGGCUCAAACCGGUUUUUGUUCAGAAGCUUAGCAACUUGAAGAACCUUCCAAUUCUCGUUGGGAUGUUUUAUUUUUUAAUGGAGGAUGAAAUGAGCCCAUCUCUCUGGAGAAAACUGUUGCAACGAGGGAGAAUUAGUUGAGAUUCCUUCUUCCUUCUUUUUCUUUGGACACGAAAAUGGAAUUUGAUGCGGCCAGUUGUGCAGGUCUUCAGACAGCGGCAGGACUUAAUACAGGUUCCUGUGCAACACGUGAGCUGUUUGUCGUGGCUGACGAAAGAUCUCCUGGGAGGACACUAAGAAGGGUUUGGCCUGGGGGAAUGGAGGGUCGUGGCAUUGGGAGAGCCAUCUUCUCAAAUAGGCAACCUGUAGAAAAGGGGGAGAGCCGACCUUGCGCUCCAAAUUGAUGUCAGGCGGCCAAACAGUAUUACUGGUUUGAGGUAUAUUUCAAGCUGCUGCGUAGAAUUACAACGUUACACUGGAUCCCAGUGACUUACUGGCAAACUGAUGCACUGAAGUCUUAUGCAAGCCGGAAUGCAAUGGAGGGCAAUGUCCAAGGGCACUUAGUUUCCCCUGGGCGGUUUCCCUUUGUUUCAACGAGGCUGGCGCAUAAAAUGAUUGUGACAAACUUUGUAGAGACCUAGUGGUCCCGGAUCCUUUUAUACAAAAUUGGGAGUGAAGUUUUGGGUGGAUAUUGAACUCUUCCCCUGCUCCUGAGAUGAGGGGUAGGAGGCGUAGGGAUUGUGUUAAAAGAAAAUGGGCAGGCGAAAUGAACAGGCUCUGUUGAAAGGGAUGGCUUAGGAUUCCGUAACGGUUCUUGUUGGAAACUGUACGUUCAAGCAAAAGAGCGCAUCACUGUGGGUUAUUUUCCUUCAUUCCAUGGCGUCCUGAAAUGCAGUGUUUCUUUUUCCUUUUUUAAAAAAGUGCCUUCUGUCCUUAAAAAAAGAAAGAAAGAAAAAAACCAAAUAUUGGGCCAAGGGUUUGGAGGGGUUUGAAAUUGGCAGGCAGAAGUGUUCGUGAGAUAUAUAUAAUAUAUAUGAAACAAACCUUUGCAGUAUGUAGAAAGUGUUUCUCUUCCCACAUAACCAAGCACCUCAGAUGGGUUCCUCCUGUGAUCACUUUGGCCAACCUCAUGGUUUGGACUAUGGUUGAUGAGAGUUGUAGUCCGAAAGCGCCCAGGGGAAGGCACUAGGCUGCUGUGAAGGCCUUCCAAGGACAUUCCUAUGAAGCCCGUUGGAGGAGGCAGGAAUGCCAGUUCAGUUCUCCGGCCACCCCCCAAAACUGGUCUUUUCGGCCAAGUCAAUGCUUGGUGCCCGCUGCUGACAAGUGCAGCAGUGUGAGCUCCGCAGUCCCUGCGACUGGCUUCUGCUCUUUGUGCCGGAGCGUCUCCUGGAGGGAGGAGGCUACCUGCCCUUCCUUCCCACACUACAUUACCUAAAUGUGGAGGCUUUGCCCGGCCAGUUUUGUUAGGAAGGCAGGAGCCCGCAAAUGGACCGUUUUGCAGGGCUCGAAAUCCAGGAAGGCAGGAGCAGCUUCCAGUCUUGACGCAGCCGCCAUACUCAAAAGAUCCCUUUUGGGAAGAGCUACUGUCUUUCCUACCCCCACCCCCACCCCGGGCAGCUUCCUGCAGUGGUGGAAAAUGAGGUUGCCACUUUGUUCUCGUAAAGGCAGCAAGAAGGCAGGUGUUUCUGGAGAGAGAGUGUGUGUGUGGUAGCGGUGCUAAGGAGGGUUUGGAAGGGCAGUCUCUGUGGGUGACUGUAGCCCCUGUUGGAACCACACAGCUGCUACAGUCACAUGGAGGCUUCUCAGGAUGGCUCCCGUACGAGUUAGCCUGUGGAAUUGAUAUAUUCACAACUAUGCUUCAUCUCCACUCCGCAGUUGCUUUGGGUGUGCGUGCCUGCGCACACUUGUGCAAAAGUAUUAAGGGUAGUGGGUUUAUUGAGCUCAGCGGCAUGUGAUCAGAGCACUGGCACCCGGCCUUGUUUCCUAGACAUCUCGCAGUGCCCAUCCUGGGUCGCACAGGACAGUGAAAUGUCUUGGGGCAGAUCUGAAUGUAUCUAACCAAUCCCAAGAGAAACAGAGAGGUCCCUGUUCUCCUAAGCGUGUGAUGCCAAAAGGAUAGCCUUGUGCUAUUCCCACCGCCCACUCCCAGUGCAGUGCAGGCUCUUUCCUGCCUUCAUAUCAGAGAGGGCUGAAAACGUUCUUCAAAGAACCUCUUUCUAGAAAAUUCCAUACAGUCUGUGUCUAAAUACUUCUCGUGCGUCUGUGUAAGAAGUCCUCGUUUUGAUGUACCGUUCUCCCUUUUAAACAACAACAGCACCACAACUAAGAUUAAGGUGUUAGAAUGAAAUCCUCUUGUGUCUUGUGAAAAACGCAGUGUGUUUUCAGUGGGAUCGGCAUCUGCCCCCGAUGGUCUUUUUUGACAGUAUUUUUAAAGCCUGCCAAAUGAACAGUCUGCUUCUCACAAGGGACCACAACCGAGCACAAGAGGGUGGCAGUGGAAGCCUGGUCAUAUGGUCAUAUGUAUUUGAGUAUAUGUGUGUCUGUGUAUAUAUAUAUGUAUAUAUUUAUGUAUAUAUAUACACAUAUAUGCAUACAUGCACUGUAUAAAAGAAAGAAACAACACUAAUAACUGCUUGUUGUCUUCGUCAGGGUGGGGAAAAGUUUCUCAAAAGACAUCUUGUGUUAACAAGAGUAAAACUGAAGCUUGUCUUGAAAUUUGUUGGCGGUAUAGGUUUUUUUUUUUUUUGCCCUUGCUCUGAAAGAUUUUUUUUUAAAAAAAAAUUCUUGUAAUGAUGAAAUGUAAGGGUUUAUUUAUUGAUUAUUGUUAUUUCUUAACAUAUCUGUGGGUGAGAGAAGGCUUUGCUUUCCUUGAACCUUCGGUCAAGGAGAAGAGUUCCAUUUGUACACGAUUUUAACCUCAGCCUUUGUGUUUCCUUCCCCGGCUUGUGUUCUCCCUGCAUCGCGGGACCAGCCUUUUCUUGCUUUCCGGGGCCAGCAAGCCUCAUUGCUCCCACACAAUUUGGCCUGCUCUGCCUGCUGACCUUGAAUUGCAAAAUCAAACCUUGAGUGUUGACUUCAUCCCUCCCCCUUCAUUUUGUCCCCGAUGGAGAGAAACCCUCCGUUUUGUUAAGUGUUCUUCACAGGCUCUGUGCAUCACAGAUGUUCCCAGCCUGGUUUGUCUUUACCGCUGCGUAACAGCCACCUGGGGCACCUGGCAGUUAAGUUGUAGCUGCAGAAGAGCCCAUCCAACUCCUCCCCCCCCCAUCCCAUCACCCGGGGGGACGACGACCCUUCUCCUUUGGGACCCCCCAAAAGCCCCAGCCAGCUCCCCCCAUAUGUGUUGUUGUGAUACCCAGAUAGGACCAGCCAUGCAAAAAAACAGCUUGGGUGCAGGAUGCAACAUGGUGGUGCCCCAUGCAACUUGCCCAUAUGAUUUUCUCUUGAGGUCAGCAGACUUCAUGGACCUAUGUAGGAGAGAGGACCCUUGCCCCCCCCCUUUUCAUGCACCUACCAAAAUCCUGUCUUUUUACAAAACCAUGCUUGGCCAGUUGCAUCUGGUUGUCCAAGCUGCCUCGUUUUAUGCCAGAGAGAAACAGAGAAAUGCUUCGUUUCUUUCAGUGAUUUAAAGGUUCAGGUUCGUAUUAUCCCUAUGUGCGGGGAAGCCAGACUUUCUGGAGCCCAACCUCAUUCUCCUCCCUCACCUGUCAUUCCAACCCAACCCCUGAAAACUGUGGCCAAACGGCCUCAAAAAUCGAGUGUGGCAUGUCCAAGUCAUCCUGCAGACAGGGAGCAGGCAGCUUUUUGCUUAGUGGAGGAUGGGAGACAGGAAGCCCUUGUGGGUUGGAGAAACCCAUUUUUGUAUUACACAUGGGACCCUUCACAGUAGAAUAAGGGGGAGCUGUUGCGUCCAGGAGCUUGUUGGGGUAAUUUUGAAUGAAGGCGUAUUAUUUGAGGCAGGCAACAAUCCAGCUUCCACUCACCCCUUCAAGGUUUUGAUCCAGAUGGAUGAACUGACGUGUUCAUGUUCCUUUUGUGCCGCCUUCGCCAACCUCGUCUGGAGGGAGCUGGUGAGAGAUGGGGGGGGAGGGGUUUCCAAAACAUCUAGAGAGCAUGAGGUUGGCAAAGGGCGAUUGGCGAACGAUGGGAGAAAUCUGUAGCCUGGGGUGGGUGGGUGUUUCUAUAAAGGUCCGCUGCUUAUGGAAAUAUUGUUAGCACACCCCAGAAUCAGAACAUCUUUUGAAAGGGGUUUUCUUGCUGCUCGGUGUGGUCUCUGGUCCAAAAUGAAAGCUAGGAUUUCAGCCAGCAGCUCCUGGCCUACCUGGAUUUAAAAAUAAAAUAAGAUACUUUGGCCUUUGUUCUGCCAACGCUAUUGAAACACACCCUCGCAAAACUAAGGAAGCUGAAGUAUUCCGUUACUUUUUUUAAAAUUAAAAAAAACCUGUAUUAAGCAUGGACUAAAUAUUCAAUGUGUGUUCUGUCUCGUAUGUUUUGAUCUGACAAUUAUUUCUUUUUCAUGUGUUUCGAACUCGCCACCCGUGUCUAAACUGGAGUCGUUCCGUUUUUCUGUUCAACCUAAGACUGCGACAUUCUAAGGUCUGGGGUCCACUUUUUGCUAAUGCGAAAUUAAAACAGAAACCAUGUAAAUAAUGUAAGAAUGUUUUAUUUGUUGCACAUAACUUUUUUGGUAUAAAAAAACAAAAAUAAAUGUAGAAAUUAUCUGUGGAUGUCUUUGCAGUGUUGUUUCAUAAUCCGCGCUGCUGUUUCAUGCCCUCGCCAGCAAAGCCCCCAAUACCUUGAUGUUUAAGUCGCAGAGAGCUAUUAGUCCCUCAGAGUUUUGUGUGGGACUUUUAAGUUUAGAGAAAAGGCGAGUAAGAGUCCGUAUUACAGUGCAUAAAGUUAUGGGGAGAAGUUUUUCUCCCUCACAUAUGAUGCUAGCACUCAAUAGGGUCAUCCAAUAAAGCUGAAUGUUGAAAGAUUCAGGACA
Zootoca vivipara (common lizard) is the source of this 6187-nucleotide messenger RNA. RefSeq names its product vitamin K epoxide reductase complex subunit 1L1 (gene VKORC1L1). The record is from RefSeq and is a predicted model, not a curated record. Gene Ontology annotation, molecular function: vitamin-K-epoxide reductase (warfarin-sensitive) activity. NCBI's taxonomy places the organism in Eukaryota, Metazoa, Chordata, Lepidosauria, Squamata, Lacertidae. Gene Ontology annotation, biological process: vitamin K metabolic process; peptidyl-glutamic acid carboxylation.